CAUAAAAGUGCACGAAAUCCUUUUUUUUUGUUUUCUUUCUUUUUUCCAAAAUCUCAAAUCUCUCGAGAUCGGAGAAACUGUUGAUUAUAGAAACUUUUUUUCUGAUUUCUCUCUACGGAUCUCUUUGUAUUAUAGUAAGAGAUUAGGCCUCUUGUUUUGUUUUGAAGUUUUCUGCGGAAUACGAAUCAGUAUUGAGACGUUUUGACUGAUCCUGAAUAUGUCAGGUUGUGAGGGUGCAAGAGAGAGAUUAUCAGAUUCUGAGUGCACAGAGGACGAGCCUUGGCGUUGUAGAAUCGGGAGCCUGAGAAAGAAGGCGAUUAGCUGUUCGAGUAAACUUACACACCCGUUAAAGCGUAAAGGCAAACGGAUAAUCGACUACCAAAUUCCUCUCAUUGAAGACGUUAGAGACGAGGAAGAGGAGAGGAUAGUUCUUGAAUUGCGUCAAGAACUUCUCAAGAAAGAUUUGUUGCCUCCAAGGCAUGAUGAUUAUCAUAUGCUGUUGAGGUUUUUGAAGAAUACGGAGUUUAACAUCGAGAAAACUGUCACAGCAUGGGAAGAAAUGCUCAAAUGGAGGAAAGAGUUUGGAACAGAUCGAAUAAUACAGGAUUUUAAUUUCAAAGAGUUGGACAAGGUUAUACGGCACUAUCCUCAGGGGUAUCAUGGAGUUGAUAAAGAUGGUAGACCUCUCUAUAUCGAGAGGCUCGGAAAAGCUCAUCCCGGUAAGCUUAUGGAUGUUACAACGAUAGAGCGAUACUUGAAGUACCAUGUGCAAGAAUUUGAGAGGGCCCUUCUAGAGAGGCUCCCUGCAUGUUCCAUUGCAGCAAAGCGACGAGUCACUACAACAACCACAAUACUAGAUGUUGAAGGACUGGGUAUGAAGAACUUCUCUCCCACAGCUGCGAACCUCCUCGCCUCCAUUGCUAAAGUAGAUUGCAAUUAUUACCCUGAGACUUUGCACCGAAUGUUCAUUGUCAAUGCAGGGAUUGGAUUCAGGAAUUUACUUUGGCCUGCCGCCCAGAAGGUCCUUGAUCCGAUGACUAUUGCAAAGAUACAAGUUUUGGAGCCAAAGUCCUUGUCAAAGUUACUUGAAGCAAUUGAUUCCAGUCAACUUCCAGAAUUUUUGGGAGGAUUAUGCAAAUGUCCUAAUGAAGGAGGGUGCUUAAGAUCUAACAAAGGGCCAUGGAAUGAUCCUGAAAUAGUUGAGCUCGUACAUCACAUGGAAGUAACCCCUGUACCGCAAAAUACAAGAGCGCCUCCUCAUAUUAGAGAGAAUGAUUCCGCUACUAGCAUGAAUCCGCCUCAAGAAAGAUGUAUCAAAACUUUAAAAGAAGAGCCAGAUACUGAAGAACAUUACUCUUCCACUCGGUCAAGAUCUUCAAUGUACAGUUUAGUUCCUCCACUCUCUCAUAAGGCUAGUACAUCAGACGGUGAUAAAUUCAUUACCACCGUGGAAUCUGCAGAACCGGGUCAAGGAGAAUGGUCUCAAGCCCAGUUACUUAACACGGACACUGGAAACUCUUCUUCUGCAAAUAUAUCCAGAAGAGAAGGUGGUCAGAUUCUACGGUUUAGUGAUGCUCUUAGAGAGAAAAUCAAAGGCGAGAACAUCAUUCACUUGGUGAAGAUACUAAUAGCCUUCCCACUGAAGCUAUUUGCUCUCUUUAGUUUCUUAUUACCUGGAUACUGGCAAAGACAGAACUGUGUCGAUGUUUCAGAUUCAUCGAUGAAUAACCAGAUUAUACAGUGUUUAGAUCGUCUUAAGAAGCUGGAGGAAGAAUUGACAGAGAUUAGUAAAAAGCCAGUAAAAAUCCCGGAAGAAAACGAGAAGCUAUUAACGGAAUCGCUUGAGAGGAUCAAGUCUCUAGAACUCGAUCUCGACAAAACCAAAUCAGUAUUACAUUUAACGUUAACAAAACAGCUUCAGAUCACAGAACAGCUCGAGUUUGGUUACCAAGAACGAAGAAAGCGAUGCUGUAUCUGAAGCUUUUGGAUUUUGGUCAUAACGAAACCUUUAAAACGGAGACUUGUUAAUUUACAGAAAUUGAGGGUAUUUUUUUUUUUUGUGAACAGCAGUAUACCAACAAAAAAAAACUCAACAAUCUAUACGCAGACCUUUUGGGAUUUUUCUGUUCUUUUUAUUUUUUUUUGCUCACAUCCUUGUAAACAUCAGUAAAUUCCCGUGUGUGGAACUAAUAUUAGUAUAACGAA
Eutrema salsugineum is the source of this 2205-nucleotide messenger RNA. Its product is annotated as phosphatidylinositol/phosphatidylcholine transfer protein SFH14. Lineage: Eukaryota; Viridiplantae; Streptophyta; Magnoliopsida; Brassicales; Brassicaceae. The record is from RefSeq and is a predicted model, not a curated record. The transcript is spliced from 15 exons. Bases 218 to 1978 code for a protein of 586 amino acids.